GACAGACCAACUGACAGACUGACGUCGAGGUCAGAUAGAGACAGAUCCAGACACCAGCUUGACACAACGGCCUCCUCGACCUCUACAUCCCACAGUCACACAUCCCAUCUCACACCGCCAACAACUGAAGACUCUAUUACCUCCCUUCCUCCGUCCCUGGCUUCAACAUGAGACUUCCAGAGCGCCACACUUUCUACGCCGGAAAGCCUCAACCAUCCUCAUCUUCACCCAAUACCUUCUCCUCGGUCGAUCCCUCAACAGGCAAAAAUGUCUGCACAAUCCACACAUCCUCCCAGUCCUCCAUUGACUCGGCCAUCUCGUCAGCAAAAGCAGCCUUCCCUUCAUGGUCCAGCACCCCGCCAAUCGAGCGAGCCCGAAUCCUGCACAAAGCCGUCUCAAUACUUCGGUCUCGGAACGACGAGCUCGCCAAAGUCGAAACCAUAGACACCGGCAAGCCCUUCUCAGAGACAUCCACUGUCGAUAUCGUCACCGGCGCCGAUGUCCUCGAGUAUUUUGCCAACCUGGUCGCAUCAGGCGGCUUGAACGGCGAAUCGUUCCGCCUCCGAGAUUCUGCUUGGGUCUACACUUCCAAAGAACCGCUCGGCGUCUGCGUCGGUAUCGGGGCCUGGAACUACCCAAUUCAGAUUGCGCUGUGGAAAUCAGCUCCGUGUCUCGCCGCCGGGAACACGAUGGUGUACAAGCCUUCGGAGGUGACACCACUGCAUGGUCAAUUCCUCGCCGAGGUCUACAAAGAAGCCGGCCUCCCUGACGGAGUAUUCAACGUCGUCUAUGGGGCGGGUGAAGUGGGCGCCUACUUGACGAAACACCCGGUCGUUGCCAAGGUUAGUUUCACAGGGCAGGUCUCAACUGGUCGCAAGGUUGCUGGUUCAGCCGCGGGAGAGAUGAAGUACGUGACCAUGGAACUGGGCGGGAAAAGCCCUGUCAUCGUGCUACCAGAUGCGGACGUCGAGCAGGCGGUGGACGGUGCCAUCAUGGCCAACUUCUUCAGUACAGGCCAGGUCUGCACAAACGGGACGCGGGUGUUCGUUCCAAAGCGCCUGAAGCCCGAGUUUGAACGAGUGUUGCUGCAGAAGAUGAAAUAUGUCCGCCCAGGAGAGCUGAUGGACAUGAAAACCAACUUUGGCCCGCUGGUCAGCAAGGUUCACUAUGACAAGGUGACAAGCUACAUCAAGCAUGGCAUCCAGGUGGACAAGGCGAAGCUGCUGCACGGCGGCCUCGAUCAGCCCUCACACCUCCCCCCACACCUGAGGAGCGGGUACUGGGUCCGACCGACCAUCUUCACCGACUGCACCGACGACAUGAGGAUCGUCAAGGAAGAGAUCUUUGGCCCUGUCAUGACCAUCCUGACCUACGACUCCCUCAACGAGGCGGUCGCGCGGGCAAACGACACGGAACUCGGCCUCGCCGCGGGCGUGUUUGGCAGAGACAUCAACCAGUGCCACGCCGUGAUCAAGCAGCUGCAGGCCGGUAUCACUUGGGUGAACACCUGGGGAGAAUCGCCCGCUGAGAUGGCCGUCGGCGGCUGGAAGCAGAGCGGUGUCGGAGUCGAGAAUGGACGGAGAGGCCUGGAGGCGUGGGUGCGCAACAAGAGCACGCUGGUGGAAAUGGGAGGCAGCGUCCCGACUGUCUUUGCCAAACUAUAAUAAUGACGAUGCCUGGUAGUAGUUACAUACGACUCCUGUUGAAUAAUGUACUGGAAGCGACGAUUUACGAUACUGCGCUUCAAAUCCUGAUUUCCAUCACAAAUAUAUAUCCAAACAUGUCAUUC
Molecule: messenger RNA, 1789 nt
Organism: Cladophialophora immunda
Lineage: Eukaryota; Fungi; Ascomycota; Eurotiomycetes; Chaetothyriales; Herpotrichiellaceae
Exons: 1
Coding region: 168-1664 (498 amino acids)
Molecular function (GO): aldehyde dehydrogenase (NAD+) activity
Source: RefSeq, a predicted model, not a curated record